Messenger RNA from Chlamydomonas reinhardtii, 5196 nucleotides. RefSeq lists its product as uncharacterized. Bases 512 to 4741 code for a protein of 1409 amino acids. Lineage: Eukaryota; Viridiplantae; Chlorophyta; Chlorophyceae; Chlamydomonadales; Chlamydomonadaceae. The record is from RefSeq and is a predicted model, not a curated record. The transcript has 8 exons.
UGUUACUAUCAGGCGUGACUAUUAGCUGGUGCCUGACUGUUGCUUUUGUGAAGCGGUGUUGUCUGUCAUCCAUGGGCUUAUCCAUGACAUGAUUUUGUUGUAGGUGCUAUCAAUUAUCGACAACAACCUGAGAGUUUCCGCGACUCGCUCGGACCCUCACCCGUAAACGCGCUCGUUUCAAGCGGACGCUUUCGUGGCGCUAUUCAUGAGAUUCGUUUGUAGCGUAUAGACGGAAUCUGUGGAGCAACAGGCCCGAAAGGGCUUCUCGAGGAUGAGCAUUUUCCUGCGCUGCUGCUUUGGAGCCAGUGAGCGCCAAGAGGACUCGCGCCUGGUGAUCCCCAUCAUUAAACCAGCAGAUGGCGGUGCCGCUCCGGCAAAAGUACAGGUUAUUCAGGCGUCACACGAUUCUGGUUGCAAGGGCGAUUCUACACACGACCUUGGGUCGCUACCUCCUACGUCUGCCCUGAUUGCUUGCACGGACGCUUUCAGCCAAGAUGCCUUUGGGGUGGCCAUGGGGCUGCAAGCAGCAAUGUGCUGUGCGGCUGUGCCUGGGCUCAGUUUGGAAGGCCGCGCUGUCCGGCUUACUCAAAGUGUGCAGCGAUACCUGGGCGCCACUGCGGUCCGGCUUUACAUCGCUACCGACGUGACCGAAGAAGGCUAUUCUGGAGAGCACGGCAGCCUGGCCCAGCUGGCGGCCGCGCUGGCCCCCGCGUCCGCCGGCGCCCAGCGGCCGCGCUGCGGCCUGUGUCCGGCUGCGGGCAGCUGCGGCUGUCCCUACCCCGAGGCCGCGGGCGCCUCCUCCGCGCUCUUCCGGCAGGCGCUGUUCAGCAAGGCGCCGGUGGUCCACGCAUUCGGCCCGCGGGCGCCGUUCGUGUCGGCGGCGGGCGGCGCCACCGCGGCCGACGGCGGCGUCAACGCGCUGCUGUCGGGCAGCAGCACCUUCUCACUGGGGGCUACAGCCGCCAGCCUGCCGCUGGUGAGAGCCAUGGCGGCGGCGGCGGCGGCACCGGCGGCGGCCGGCUGUAGCUGCGCCGAGGCGGACCUGUGCGACCUGGACGCUGCCGCCAGCGGCGCCGCCAUGACCUUCGCCGUCGUGCCGCUGGGCUUCGGACUCGGCUUCGGCGGCGCCGCCGGCGCGGUCCCCAGCGGCAGCGGCGGUGCGGCGCAGGCGGCGGGCGCCGUGGUGCCGUUUGGGCUGCUGUGGAUUGCGGUGGCGAGCAGUGCCGGCGACCCCGAGGCCGCAGCAGGUGAUGGCGGCGCCGGCGGCGUGGAGGUGGCGGCGGUGGCGGCAGGCGCUGCUGUGGCGGCCGACGCCAGUAGUGCCAAGGCUAGCGCGCAUCCGACCGGCGGCUCGCAAGUGCCUGCGCCCUCGCAGCCGCUGUCGCCGCCGCCGCCGCCGGUGCCUGUAUCGGCACCACAGCAGGCGCGUGCGCCGCCGCCGCCGCCAACGCCGACGGCGCCGGUGAUGGCGAGCCUGACCCAGAGCGCCCGCCUGUCCGCUUCUCAGGACCACGCCUCCCGCACCAGCUACGUCACCAGCGGCGCGUCGGGCCGCGGCCGUACCUCCCUGGCCGCGGCCUUCCGCGAGGCGCAGGCGCAGACGCUGGAGCCAUCGCCCUCCAGCACCCGCUCGCUGCGGGCGCUGCACCUGCAAACCGUGCAGCGCUCAACCGCCGUCAACGGCUCAACCGACGCCUCCAACGGCCCCGGCGGCGGCGCGCAGGAGGCCGCCGCGGCAGCUGCCGCUGCCGCCUCUGCCACCGCUGCCGCUGCCGCUGCCGCGGCGGCUGGGCGACUGCUGUCCAGCACUGCGGCGCUGCAGCAUGCCGGACUCAGCGCCGCCAUGAUCCUGGGUACGGGCGCCGCCGGGCCCAACCACCUGCGGUGGUUGGCGGGCGCGGUGCGGCGGUUGGCGGGCGCCGCCACGCUGGCGGCGCUGGUCGGCGAGCUGCGCGACUGCCUGACGGAGGCCGUACGGCGCACGAUGCGGCUGGACGUGACCGUACAGCUGGCCAUGGUGCCCAGCUACGACUCGCGCGUCGCGUACACGCUGCGUGCGGAGGCGGGCUCCGGCGGCGGCGGCGGCGGCGGUGGCGGUGGGGGCGGCGCUGCUGGGGUCAGCGCUAGGCUGAAGCGCGGCAUGACCACCAGUGACGCCCACGACCUGCAAGCCGGGGCGGCGGCCGCUGCGUGCAACAGCGCCUACUCCCAUGGCGGCUGCGUGAUGGCGGUGGCGCCGAGCCGCGCAUCCACCGCCAACCUGGCCGCGUCCCUGUCCCGCCUGCGCUUCUCGUCGGUGGCGGCGGGCGGCUCGGCGGCGGCUGUGGUGUGGCACGCUGCUGACACAUCGGCUGAGGGCGUAAAGCACAGCCUUGCGCCGGGCGCCAGCGCGUUGUCGCCUGCGCGGCGGCCCCCGCACUCAGCCCUCACGCCCGUUGCAGCCGGCGACACCGCCGCUGGCGGCGGCGGCGGCGGCGGCGGGGGCGCGCUACCUGGCCGCUUGGUCGCUGCGUACUCCUCCGUCAACGCACCCCUGCUUGACGGCCCAGCGGCGUCACGCACCUGGUCUCUGACCACCCCGCGCAUCACCGCCUCGCACAGCGUCUACGCCCUCGACCCGCCGCCGCCGCCCGGCUCAACCGCCGCCGCCGCCAGCGCUGCCGCCGCCGGCGGCGGUGGCGGCGCCGCCAGCGCCGCCGCUGCGGCGGCGGUCAUGGGCCCUGGCACCGCCGCCAUCAGCGCUCGCGCCUUCCGCCUGACCGGCACCCUGCUCCAGGCCAUGCUGGCGGCAGCCGCAGGGACGGCUGGCGGCGGCGGCAGUGCCAGCUACCGCAAUCACUCCGCCGCGCACGGGCUGAGCGGUAGCGCGUCCGGAAGCAGCAACGGCGCUGUUGGCGGCGGCGGCGCUGUUGGCGGCGGCGGCGGCGGCGGCGGCGCGCUGCCCGGCAUGUACGUGUGCGACUGCGGGCGGCACGUGCAGGACGAGCGGCAGCCCAGUCGCGAUGUACUGAUGAUGAUGAUGGCGGCGGGCGCAGGUACGGCAGCCGCGCCAGCCGGCUCACGUGCCGCCGCCUCGCCGCCGGCAGCGCUCGGCGCGCACGCAUCGGCGUCACAUACGUCGCUGUCCGCGUCCUCCAACGCGGCGGCGGCGGCGGCGCUGGUGGCGGCAGGCGGCGGCGGCGGCGGCGGCCGCCACGGCGGCGGCGGCGGCCGUGCGGCGCCCAUACGCAGCCUGGUGCUCCUGGGUGUGGACGUGGGGGAUGGGGCCGUGCUGGCGCUGUAUGUGGGGCUGCCGGCGCCGGCGGCGGCGGCGCUGCUGACGGCGGUGCGCGACACGUGCGCCGGCCUGCUGGACAAGCUGCUGUCGGGCCUGGUCCGGCACCGCCUGCGCUGGAGCGGCCUGGCGGCGGACUGGGACACACUGCGCGCCGGAGUGCCCGGAGCCUACCUGUCCGUGUCGCACUCGGUCCGCGCAGCCGGAGCGGGCGCCAGCAGCAGCACCACCGCCGCCUCCGCCGCCCUGCUGUCCACCACCGGCAACAUCAACCUGAGCUUCGCGGCAGGCCCGUAUGCAGGCGGCAGCGGGGCGGGCGGCCUUGCAUCCCUGGGUGCGGCGCGUUGGUCGUCCCUGUGGCAGCCGCAGCCGCAGCCGCAGCAGCUGUCCAUGCCCGGCGGCAUUGGCUGCGGCGCGGGCGGCAGCAGCGGCGGCGGCGGCGGCGGCGGCGGCCAUGUGAUGGGCGGCCCCUCGCUGUCGUCGGCGCCGGCCGCGGAUGACGAGCUUCUGCUGCAGCAGCUGGGCGCAGCCGCGGCGGCGUCCGCAAGCGGCGGCGGCGGCGGCGGUGGCAACAGCUGCUCGCACUCCGUCGGCUCCAACGCAGUCGGCGCGGCCGCCGCCGUGAGCGGCAGCGGCGCCGGGCGGCAGCUGCAGCCGCAGGGCGGCGGCGUGGGAGGCAGCAGCGGCGGCCGCCGCCUGUCAGCCUUGCCGUCCUCCUCGUCCGCUGUCAACACCGGCGCCACGACCAUCGCCGGCGCCGCCACGCCGCCCCUGCCGGCGCCGCAGGUACCCGACGGCAGGCGCGGCACCACAUGCGCCGUGCCUGCGGGCCCCGAGGCACCCGCGCCACCCGCCGCGCACGGCAGCGGCAGCGGCCGCGGCGCCGGCAAGUCCGGCCUCCACCACCCGCCCACCCCCACCGGCCGCAGCGGCCGCUCCCUGGUCCGCGACCUACUGGCCUUGGGCCUGCAGUCCGCCCCCACCGGCCGCGGCGGCAGCAGCAGCGGCAACAAGGAGCACCCGCUAGGCGCCGACAAGGGCAGCCGCGGCGGAGGCGGCGGUGGAGGCGGCGGCGGCGGCGGCGUCCAGCGUGGUGACGACGAUACGGAUGACGAGGGCUGGCCCGCGACCUGCACCGGCACAGGCACCGGCACGGCUGUGGGUUGGCGCGGCGGCUCCACUUGCGGCUCCAGCAUGGGCGUGCAGGGCGGCGGUGGCGGCGCAGGAGGUGGCGGCUGCUGCGGCGCGGCGGAGGGCCCGACCGCCACGGCGCUGCUGACUGUGCAUGACCUUGAGGAGACGUACGAGAGCUGGGGCAUGCGGGCGCAGAUGGGCGCGCUGGUGGACUCCAUCCUCACCACCACCCUGGCCGCGGGCAACACCAGCGGCGCACACGCGCUCAUGGGGCCCGGCGGACCCGGGGCGGGCGGACCCGGCGGCGUGGACGACGGCACGGCGGCGGGGUGAGCGCGGUGACGUGUCUGUUUGUGUGUGUGUUAAAAAACGAAACGAAAGCCCGCCCAACGACGCGAUGGAGUUACUUACCGAUACCUACCAAUUUACCGAGCGUCGCGUGGUUGCCGUGACCCAGGUAGUCAUACUUACCCGCGAUAAGCCUGGAACCCCACGGGCGACCAUUCGGCCUGACCCCGCGAUGCACCUGUAUGCGUCCAUGCUCCGCACCCUGGGCGCGCUAAACAACGUUUACCCAGCACACCUAAUUCCCAGAUUCCCGCCCGCUGGUCGUAGUCGAGCUCACCUAUAGGCAAAAGCGGAAGUGUGCCUGUGUGUGCGCGCGUGUGUGGUUGCGGGGGGGGGGGGUUGCAGAGCUCUACUCGCCAGAGCCUUGGUUGAGCAGCCUGCGCGAAGUUAAUGAAACCUUUACACCAGUUCUUACCGUAUGUCUGUAACGUUGGGUCGCC